AUGUGUUCUAAAAAUGUACCAGCUUGUUUUUUUGGUGGCCACAAUAAACGUACACAGUUUGUCAGCCCUGAAGGCUUUCAGUUUUAUAUUAAAAAAAAGGGAUUCAGUUCCAAACUGGUACAGGAUGAAGACAUGAUCGUGUAUGCAGAGGCACUUUGGGACCAUGUAACUUUAGACUCCGAGGAGCUUGUGUUUAAGGCCGGAGAUUUGAUUACUGUGAUAGAUUCCAGUGACAGGGACUGGUGGUGGGGCCGGAUCUGCCAUCGCGCGGGAUGGUUCCCCGCUGCCUUUGUUAGGUUAUUAGUAAAUCAAGAAGAUCAUCAAGAAACUAGUAGUCACGACACCAGAACUUCAGGACCUGCAAGGAAACAGAGCAUCUCUGGUCUGUCGAACGACCAGAUUCGGACCAAUGUGAUAAAUGAAAUCAUAUCGACAGAGAGGGACUUUGUCAAACAUCUCAGAGAUGUGGUUGAGGGAUACCUACGGCAAGUGCGGAAGAGGCCGGAUAUGUUCAACGAUGAAAAAAUUUCCAGUAUAUUUGGCAACAUGGAGGCCCUUUACCAGUUCCAGAGUAACUUCCUCAAAGAACUGGAGAUGUGUAUAGACUGGAAGGAUCCCCAUAAAUCUUGUAUAGGUGCAGCUUUCAUUCGCAAUGUAAGUUGA
Messenger RNA from Macrobrachium nipponense, 663 nucleotides. RefSeq names its product rho guanine nucleotide exchange factor 9-like. The record is from RefSeq and is a predicted model, not a curated record. Gene Ontology annotation, molecular function: guanyl-nucleotide exchange factor activity; protein binding. The transcript is spliced from 4 exons. The coding region runs from base 1 to 663 and encodes 220 amino acids. Lineage: Eukaryota; Metazoa; Arthropoda; Malacostraca; Decapoda; Palaemonidae.